Carlito syrichta (Philippine tarsier) is the source of this 1242-nucleotide messenger RNA. RefSeq names its product cell surface glycoprotein CD200 receptor 1-like. Gene Ontology annotation, biological process: regulation of neuroinflammatory response. Lineage: Eukaryota; Metazoa; Chordata; Mammalia; Primates; Tarsiidae. The coding region runs from base 1 to 1242 and encodes 413 amino acids. Gene Ontology annotation, molecular function: signaling receptor activity. Gene Ontology annotation, cellular component: external side of plasma membrane. The record is from RefSeq and is a predicted model, not a curated record. The transcript has 9 exons.
AUGCCGACUGCCAAGGCAGAAACUGACUUAGAGGCAUCCUGGAGCAUGCGCAUCAAUAGUCAAGAAUGCGUAGGUUCAGAAGUUGAAGGUCCUACUCAACCAAACAAUUCGUCAAUGCAGCAAACGAGCAAGGAUAAUGACACAUUAGCUUCAAGUAUUUCAUUGACGGAUGGAAAACAGACGGCACUGAACAAUUCAUCACCUCCCACAGAAGAUGCCUUGGCCUUGGUGAUGAGGUGCGUGGCCCGCUUGACCACCGUGAAGUUGCCCUUGUUGAUGGUGCAGUCUCACAGCCGGCUUCGGUCUGCGGGAGGCCGCAGCAAUGGGGGAGGCCAAGGGUCCUGGGGGCAGCAGAGGCAGCAGGUGGCCUGUCGCCAGGCUUCCCCGCUUCCUGGCCCCGUUAACUCUUCAUGUCCUGUAUCAAUCAAUAAAAAGGCUGUGCUCAGUUGCCCUCCUAUCCAACCGACAACAUUGAUAAUAACGUGGGAAAUAAACCUUAGAGACAAGCCUUCCUGCAAAAAAUCCUACAAAAGUGAAACAAAUGAGUCCUUGGACACCAAUUGUACUGAUGAGAGAAUAACCUGGGCCUCCAGACCUGAUCAGAAUCCCGACCUUCAGAUUGAUCCAGUGGCCAUCAAUCAUGAUGGGUAUUACAAGUGUGAGAUGGCAACAAUCCAUGGGAAUUUCCAACAUGGAUAUCACCUCCAAGUGUUAGUUUCCCCCGAAGCGACCCUGUUUCUAAGUGAGAACAGAAGUGUGGUGUGCAAGGCAGUUGCUGGGAAGCCAGCUGCACAGAUCUCCUGGACCCCAGAGGGAGACUGUGUCACUCAGCAAGAAGGUUGGGGCAAUGGCACGGUGACUGUUGAGAGUACAUGCCACUGGGAAGGCCACAGUGUGUCUACUGUGACCUGCUCUGUCUCCCAUUUGACUGGCAACAAGAGUCUGUCCAUAGAGCUGAACCCUGUUACAGGUACCAAAAUAUCAGCAAAAUUAUAUAUUUAUAUCAUCCUUCCUAUUAUUAUUUUGAUCAUCGUGGGAUCCAUUUGUUUUUUGAAAAUCAGUGACUGCAGAAAAUGUAAAUUGCAAAAGACAGAACCUACUGCAGCUGCUGAGGAGGAUGAAAUGCAGCCCUAUGCUAGCUACACUGAAAGGAACAAUCCACUGUAUGAUACUACAAACAAGGUGAAGACAUCUCAGGUGUUACAAAGUGAAGUUGAUGGCACAGGUUUCCAAAUUUUAUAA